AUGGCGCGCCAGAAACAGAAAACGCCCAUCCAGCGGGCUACAUCGUCUGAACUGAUGCAUACGCUCCCUGACGACGCAUCACAGACUCGAAACCAGAAUGGCGGCGCGAAGGAACUUGCUGCUGCGACACAGAGCGUGACUGCGGACAGCAAAGCGCAUGAAGCUGCAGAUACUCCUGGUUUGAUGCAGCUCGCUAUUUGUGUAUUGGGAAUCUACGCUUCGUUUUUGUCCUGGGGCGUUCUACAAGAGUCUAUAACCACUGUUUCGUAUCCCAUCCGACCUCCCUCUGCAGCGGAUCCAGAGCCACCAAUAGAGCGAUUCACCUUUUCAAUUGUUUUGAACACCAUCCAGUCCACCUUUGCUGCGAUCACAGGCUUUCUAUACCUCUACUUCUCCACUCCCGCAGGCGCAAAGGUCCCGUCCAUUUUCCCGACGCGAAAGAUUGUCUUUCCUCUCGUCCUUGUUAGCAUUUCGUCUUCCCUCGCCUCGCCAUUCGGGUAUGCGAGUCUUGCGCACAUCGACUAUCUCACCUUUAUUCUCGCCAAAUCAUGCAAAUUGCUUCCGGUCAUGUUCCUGCAUCUGACCAUUUUCCGGAAGCGAUUCCCCUUGUACAAAUACGGAGUGGUCCUGCUGGUUACACUUGGCGUUGCGACAUUCACCCUUCACCACCCGGGAACAAGCAAAAAGGUUGCUGCUUCGGCAGCAAAGGGCCAAUCAGGCUCGUCUGCAUGGGGGAUCUUCCUUCUAUCCAUCAAUCUGCUCCUAGACGGGCUGACAAACACUACGCAAGAUCACGUCUUUAGCUCUCCUCAGAUUUACACCCGCUUCACCGGCCCGCAGAUGAUGGUAGCUCAGAAUGUUCUCUCCACUCUUUUGACCUCGGCGUACCUUUUGGUGAUGCCUCAUCUCUCUUCGACUGGCAUUAUUCAUGCUAUUCUGCCGAUUCCUAUUCCCCCAUCUACGGAGACAGAGCUGGCGACUGCCGUGUCUUUCCUAUCCAGGCAUCCCGAAGUCCUCAAGAACGUGCUUGGCUUCGCAGCUUGCGGUGCCAUUGGGCAGCUCUUCAUCUUCUACACCCUUUCCCGCUUCUCAUCUUUACUGCUGGUGACGGUAACAGUCACCCGCAAAAUGCUCACUAUGCUUCUGAGCGUCUUUUGGUUUGGCCACUCGCUCUCUGCAGGCCAGUGGCUUGGGAUUGGUCUUGUCUUUGGUGGUAUCGGCGCUGAAGCUGCCGUGCAAAGGCAAGAGAAGAAAGCCAAAGCCUUGGCUAAGAAGAAGGAGUAG
Messenger RNA from Aspergillus calidoustus, 1284 nucleotides. NCBI's taxonomy places the organism in Eukaryota, Fungi, Ascomycota, Eurotiomycetes, Eurotiales, Aspergillaceae. The record is from the annotation of a GenBank genome assembly.